AUGAACCAUGCAGCCCGAGUCAACCAAGCAGCGUGGACUUGCUUGGUCCGAGCAGCCGAGGAGAUUGAGCGAGGUAUCCUGAAGCCAGGGCAGUGGACAGAUGACACUUCCAUGGCGCUGUGUCUGGCUGACUCGCUCUGCGUAUGUGGCCAUCUGGAUGGGAGCGACCUUAGAAAAAGAUUUUGGUGCUGGCAUGCAGAGGCCAUGAAUACCCCCUGGCGACUUGAUCUGGAACGCAAGAAGCGCACCAGCUUCGGCUUGGGAUACAAUAUUGCCAAGAGCUUGAUCGCACUGCAUCCUGACGCUCCCAUUGAUCCAGAGUACGUGAAUCCUGGCAGUAGCGAGCCUGCCUGCAAGCAGAUCCCACGGCAGUCUGAUCAAACAUUCGAGAUGGAAGCAGUUGUCACAGGCGACUCUGGCAAUGGAGGGCUGAUGCGCUUAGCUCCCGUGCCUUGGAUGCAGGCUUGUGCUGUUACUCCCUUCGUUUCGCCGCUGCUUCUGAUGAACGUUUUCUUUUUGGUGGACUGUUCGAUUCUGGUUUUCGAGCUGUACAGUUCUAGGCUAAUCCAACAUGGCCCAUCCUCGGCCAGCUUGCGAGCACACCGGCCCUGCGUCAGAACUGUCAAAGCAUGUCAGAGCUGUGCAGCCCCGGUUGAACUCACGUGGAUACAGGUUGUGAUCUUCUACAAUCAGCCUGGGCAGAUAGAGGACUGGCAUCUCUGUACAGUACCUCGGGAAAGAGAGCACCUGAAGAGACCUCUGCCAUCCUCUGCCCAUAGCCGCAUCAAGCCAACACAAACGUGGGUCGUGCCGGGUGACAUUGGUGCUGACUUGCUCUGCGCAUGCUGCCCGCCCCAAGAGCAUUCGGUCUCGUUUGAAAAGGACGCCCUGGAUGCGGCAGCCAGAUCAAGCCUUGCAACGCAUCCAGGCACUUUAGCCACUGAGACGGCGCGCUACCUGGCGUUCCUGCUGCACAGCGCCAUCAACAGGGAGGACGAGCUGUCCGCAAGAGAGUUUUUCAUCCAGCAGAGUGCUGUGUAUGCAGCGCACCUGGAUAAGCGUUUGGAAGCAGAUCCUGAGUGUCAAGCGGACCUGCGUGAGAUCCAAGCCCUGGCUACUUCCAGCAAGGAUGGGGUGACGGAGAGAUGCUGGAACUGGCAAGAACCGACUUUGGAGCUCCUGCAAACAUUCAGGGCCCGAGGGGAGAAGUACAAUGGACACCCUGUCAGCCGAUGCUAUGCGGGCAGCUACUGCAUGGACGGCUUGGCCAUGGCCCUUCAUGCAGUCGCCAGCACUGAGAACUUCCAUCGAGCUGUGGAGAAAGCGGUGAACUUCCUUGGUGAUGCAGAUACAGUGGGUGCGAUUGCAGGCAGUGGAUUUGUGAGUAGGCCGUAA
Symbiodinium natans is the source of this 1395-nucleotide messenger RNA. Lineage: Eukaryota; Dinophyceae; Suessiales; Symbiodiniaceae. The record is from the annotation of a GenBank genome assembly.